Thlaspi arvense is the source of this 1389-nucleotide messenger RNA. Lineage: Eukaryota; Viridiplantae; Streptophyta; Magnoliopsida; Brassicales; Brassicaceae. The record is from the annotation of a GenBank genome assembly.
AUGGCCUACGGAGGUGCCGGGGCGGGUCCACCGCCGACGGCGGGAGGGCCGUCGUCGAUAAGGCAGGUGAAGUUGGACAAAGAGUGCGAGCUCAGAAUCGAGGUUAGUGCGGAGACACCUUUGCGACUACGGCUUCUGAACGGCACUGCUGAGGUAUUUGGCACCGAAAUUGCUCCCGAAAUCUGGCUCACAUUUCCCCCCAGACUCAAAUUCGCUGUGUUUACAUGGUAUGGGGCAACAAUUGAAAUGGAUGGCACCACUGAAACUGAUUAUACAGCCGAUGAAACACCAAUGAUUAGCUAUGUAAAUGUGCAUGCUAUACUGGAAGCCCGUAGAAAUCGUGCCAAAGAAUCACCUAGUGAUUCUGAUUCUUCUCAGGUUAUUGAUAGGUGGGAAGUGCAAAAGCUAGCUUGUAGAGUAGGAAGCCAAUGGGAAAUGAUGUGGGAAAUAGAUGCAGGAAUUCAGCCAAAGAAACUAUUGCAAGCUGGGGCAUAUCUUACAAGGGGAUUGGGAAGACAAGGCUGGAAGGAACUUGAGAUCUCCCCUGAGAGAAGCAUGUGCCACUUGCUAGUAAUUGUUGUGGGACCUACAGAUUCCGGAAAGAGUACGUUGUCCAGAAUGCUUCUUAGUUGGGCAGCUAAACAAGCUUGGAAACCUACUUUUGUGGAUCUGGAUAUAGGCCAAGGAUCUAUAACUAUCCCUGGAUGUAUUGCUGCUACUCCUAUUGAAAUGCCAAUUGAUCCAGUGGAAGGAAUUCCUCUUGAAAUGCCUCUAGUUUUCUUCUAUGGGCAUACAACACCAAGUAUCCAAGUAUUAGUUGUAUUUCAGAACUGUUGCUUCACAGUGCCAAUGCAGACUUGCAUGGUCAUCAAUACCAUGGGAUGGAUAGAGGGUCUUGGUUAUGAGUUGCUUCUCCAUGCUAUUGAUACAUUCAAUGCAAAUGUCAUUCUUGUUUUGGGUCAGGAGAAACUUUGCAGUAUGCUAAAAGAUGUAUUGAAAAGAAAGCCUAAUGUUGAUGUUGUGAAACUGCAAAAAUCAGGCGGUGUUGUAUCCAGAAACGCAAAAGUUCGCCAAAAGGCCAGGAGUUACAGGAUAAGGGAAUAUUUCUAUGGCCUUGCAAAUGACCUUUCCCCACAUUCCAAUAUUGCAAAUUUCAGUGACUUGUCUGUGUAUAGAAUUGGUGGGGGACCUCAGGCCCCACGAUCUGCCCUGCCAAUUGGUGCAGAGCCUGCUGCAGAUCCCACAAGAUUGGUCCAUAAUGUUGCAGGGUUCAUCUACAUCACGGAUAUAGACAUUCAGAGGAAAAAAAUCACUUAUCUUGCACCGUCAGCUGGGGUACUCCCAAGCAGAUCCUUGAUCAUGGGAACUUUAACCUGGCUUGAGACCUGA